UAUAAAAAAAGCUUCGGGUCGUUUUUUUCAGGUUCGGUUCCUCACUCCUAAAAAGUAGUGAUAACAGUGAAGUAGAGGUUAGGUUAUGUUAUAGUGGGCAGUGAAGUGAUUGAAGUAACUUCUCAGGCCCAAAAUGAUGACUACACAGUUUUCUCGGUUUAUCCACUUGACUACAACCAGGGUUAUGAUGGGGGCAAGUAAGUCCAACCUGGCCAAAUUACGAAAGAAAACAGGGUACCCCUUUGGAAAUUGCAAAAAAGCAUUGGAAGUCAAUAACAAUGAUUUAGAAAAGGCAGAGAAAUGGCUGGAGGAUCAAGCAAAGGCUCUCGGUUGGUCCAAGGCCAUGAAAAUGGAGAGUCGCAACACACCGCAGGGCCUUGUGGGCAUUGCGUGGGACAAGCAGUACGCCGCAAUGGUAGAAGUCAACUGUGAGACAGAUUUCGUCAGUAAGAAUGAUAGGUUCCAAAAACUUGUCGACAUCGUUGCCAGAACUUGUCUGCACCAUUCCAAAACGGACAAUCCAUCACCUAAAUCCAUUUCUAAGGUGAUGUUGGAGGGUGAGGAGAUGGGAAAGCUUUUAGCUGCUGAUCAGCAGAGUCUGUCUGAUCACGUGGUGAAGAACAUCGCUAUGGUGGGGGAGCGGCUUGUGUUACGGCGGGCGGCGUUGGUCAGUGCCCAGCCAUCACUACAACUGUCUGCGCUCACACAUCCGGUCACUGGUGCCAGCGCAAAUAACACCAGUUUCCUGGGCAAGUACGGUGCAGUACUUAUCUACUCUUCGGCGAGUCGUGACGAUAGGACAGCUUCAUUGGCCAAACAGCUGUGCCAGCACGUUAUUGGUAUGAACCCAACCAAGAUAGAACCAUCGCCCGAUGAUCCGGCUCCAGCCCCAGUGAAGCCAGUGGAGAGGGAGAGAGCAGUGGGGACUGGAGAUGGAGAAGAGGAAGAAGGAGAAACAGUGGAGCCGGGUGGUGGAGAGGAGGAGACAGUCAUGAUGCGGCAGACAUUCCUGCUGGAUGCAGACCGGACUGUGGCAGACGUAGUUGCUGAGGGCAACAUCAAGGUUGAAGAUUUUGUGAGGUUUGAAUGCGGAGAAGGUCUCAACCCUGAGUCUGAAGAGGUUGCUGCCAAAGUGGCCCAAGCUGGAGGAUAGAUUAGGAGAUAACAUAUAGCCUUAAGUAAACAGGAUCAUUGUUUUGUUCAUUAAAUAUACAAUGUUACAAAAUAGUGAA
Molecule: messenger RNA, 1232 nt
Organism: Homalodisca vitripennis (glassy-winged sharpshooter)
Lineage: Eukaryota; Metazoa; Arthropoda; Insecta; Hemiptera; Cicadellidae
Gene: mEFTs
Product: elongation factor Ts, mitochondrial
Exons: 5
Coding region: 134-1153 (339 amino acids)
Biological process (GO): mitochondrial translational elongation
Cellular component (GO): mitochondrial matrix
Molecular function (GO): protein binding; translation elongation factor activity
Source: RefSeq, a predicted model, not a curated record